AUCUACUGACCUCUAUCCUAGCGACCCACGUUAGUCGUUAGUCUUGAACUCUUGUAUUCAUGGUAUUCGGCUUCAGCUCCUUUUGGACACUCACACUCCUAGUGUUACUGUUACCGGUUACCAGUCACAGGUAUUUUGGGCUGUGCGUGUGCGUGUAGUGCUGGGCAUCUUGGAAGAGAAGGAGUGGGUUCAGGAGUCAGUUAGCUGCCAUUACAAAACGAGACACUCUGGGCUCGGUCCGAUCGGGGAUGUUCCAUGCCGCCUUUGCUGUGAAUGCCGCGUUUAGUGCGACUACAAUAGACUCUGCUGCAACGAGAAUAGAACGACGAUGGCAUUUCCCAGAUCCACGCAGCGGCGAGGACGAAGUGCCGCAGUGGUGUACGUGUGUAGUCCCCGGAUCGUGCGACUGCAUGACUUGUCUUGUAUUCAGCAUGUAGCAGCGAACAGGCGCUGGGCUACACUCCGCAAGACGCACACAAAGCAUCCACACGCCUACUCGGAUCGGAGUAAACAAAGCCCUGCAACGGCGAUACAGCAAUCACUGGUAAGCUCUCUGCUCUCUUUCACAAAGUUUCAGACCGUUGUUUGAUCAACUGUUGAUGCACAGCAGCUUCGCCGAGUCGACACGCUCAAGGUCCUUCAGUUCCGUUUCCGUUACUGUGUCGCUAGUGUCUGGUUGUUGUCGGCUGGUUUUUGGAGUCGUAAUUCGGUGCUACCAGCCAUCUACCGGUACUCAUGGACGGAAAACCAAAAAAGCGUCUUGGGAGGAGGCCAACUUUGGAGAUCAGUGUGGAUUCAUCUCUCGUGUCACCGGUGCGGGAUAGAGCCGGCAGGCCAUCCAUUGCGGUCGAUGGCGACGAGGAUCCAACCGUUCUCACCGAGGAGAACAUGCGUCCUGAGGAGUUCGAGAGAAUAUGCGAACUAGGAUCGGGCAGUGGCGGCGAGGUGGUCAAGGUGCGCUUUCGACCGACGGGAAUGAUCAUGGCCAGGAAGUUGAUUCACUUGGAAGUGAAGCAAAGUGUACGGAAGCAGAUCGUCUUGGAGCUGCAGGUGCUAACCAAGUGCAACUCGCCCUUCAUUGUCGGUUACUACGGAUCAUUCUACGCGGAGGGAGAGAUCAAUAUCUGCAUGGAACACAUGGAUGGUGGGUCACUGGACCAGAUCAUGAAGCGGGCCGGGCGCAUACCGGAGGAUAUCCUCGGCAAGAUAACGUGCAAUGUUCUCGAUGGGCUGGUGUACCUGCGUGACAUACACAGUAUCAUGCACCGAGACAUCAAGCCGUCCAACAUCCUCAUCAACAGCAAAGGCGAAAUCAAGCUGUGCGACUUCGGCGUGAGCGGACAGCUCGUUGGCUCCGUUGCCAUUACGUUUGUCGGCACUCGAUCGUACAUGUCGCCGGAACGGCUGGAGGGUGUUGCCUACACCGUGCAGAGUGACAUCUGGUCGCUGGGAUUAUCGCUCGUCGAGCUGGCCCUGGGCGUGUUUCCCAUCCCAAAGCCGUCGCCAGAGCGGAUCAGCCAAGCCCUGCAGGCACCGGCUGCGGGCAGCGACGGUGCGACCGCUCUGGCGUUCAACGACGCAGAGCCGUGCAUGGCAAUAUUCGAGCUGCUCGAGUACAUUAUCAACGCCGCGCCUCCAACCCUUCCCAGCCCGUACUUCUCGCCGGAGAUCAUUAGUCUUGUCAAUUCCUGCAUGAUGAAGGAGCCCAAGGAGCGGCCAAGCCUCCAGGAACUAAAGCAGCAUAAGUUUGUCCGGCGGUCCUCGGCAGCGCAUGUCGACGUGGCUAAAUGGAUUCUUUCAACAAUGUAGUCGAGGUAAUCACGGGGAUUACUGUAACGCCGACUCACACCACCAAGCCAUGCGAGUUCCUAACAGUGUCCUGGUGCAGAGCGCUAUGCCCUGCUGUCGGCGCUUUCUCCAUUCGCAUGCACUCAGCUGGAGACACGGCGCCUAUGCUACCUCCUACACUCGUGAAGUGUUUAUAAUUCAACAACCGUCAGCCCUGUGAAGCUAAACAGUUUUAAACUGGUUGAUUGUCUCCAUUUCCUACUUGUGAUUCUUCUCUUGUGCGUACACAGUGCACAGAACACAUGGAAUGACCCUGGCAUUUGGAACAUAUCACUUAGAAGUGAUUGCUAUUGCGACGUGUUGCUCGACUUAUCUCCAAUAUAAUGCACCAUCGUAAUAAUUAUAAUCCGAUAUUGUAUCUAUUUUCUCUCUCUUUUUUUUAAAACAAUUAUUCUCUCAUAGAUAUUUCAGUGAAUUUAUUUCUCGCCAUGCCUUACCCGGCCUGUCCAAUAGUGUGUGUGUGUGUGUGCGUACGCGCGUGUGUGUGUGUGUGUUUGGUCAAUGCGCAACUCGCUUCACUUACUGCAUUCAUAGAAUUUUAUUUAUUUUUGUUAUUUAUGCUUGAAACGAGUUGCAACGUAAAACUGU
Messenger RNA from Sycon ciliatum, 2436 nucleotides. RefSeq names its product dual specificity mitogen-activated protein kinase kinase 1-like. The coding region runs from base 736 to 1809 and encodes 357 amino acids. Gene Ontology annotation, biological process: protein phosphorylation. The record is from RefSeq and is a predicted model, not a curated record. Gene Ontology annotation, molecular function: ATP binding; protein kinase activity. NCBI's taxonomy places the organism in Eukaryota, Metazoa, Porifera, Calcarea, Leucosolenida, Sycettidae. The transcript has a single exon.